UUACGGUAGAGAGUCACGAUGCAGGGUGGUAUAAAUGAGGGGGUAUUUGUCUUGGAACUUAAAGUUGGAAUCAUCGUUCUCGAGACUGACUGCAAAAUUCACAGCGUCUGGACGAUAUUCGACAGCUAUGGAAGGUGUUGUAAAGACUCUGAUGGUGCUGGUCAUAGCGUGUACCAUCGGUGCCUGUCUUGGCAUGCCGUCUACAGGACGUCCUGAUGGUCCUGGUCGUCCUUUGGAGGAGGUUAACAUGACUAGGCCUGACGAUCAGCUGGAAAUCGGUGCAGACCGGAGACAGGACCCUGAAGAUCAACGGCAAAAUGCCACAGAAGGGAGACCGGAAAACCAGCGGAAAGACGCCGCAGAAGGGAGACCGAUACCAGAAGAUCAACAGAAAGAUGCCGCAGAAGGGAGACCGUUACCGGAAAACCAGCGGAAAAAUGCUGCAGAAGGGAGACCGAUACCAGAAGAUCAGCAGAAAGAUGCUGCAGAAGGGAGACCGAAACCGGAAAACCAGCGGAAAGACGCCGCAGAAGGGAGACCGAAACCUGAAGAUCAGCGGAAAGACGCUGCAGAAGGGAGACCGUUACCGGAAAACCAGCGGAAAAAUGCUGCAGAAGGGAGACCGAUACCAGAAGAUCAGCAGAAAGAUGCUGCAGAAGGGAGACCGAAACCGGAAAACCAGCGGAAAGACGCCGCAGAAGGGAGACCGAAACCGGAAAACCAGCGGAAAGACGCCGCAGAAGGAAGACCGAAACCUGAAGAUCAGCGGAAAGACGCUGCAGAAGGGAGGCCGAUACCAGAAGAUCAGCAGAAAGAUGCUGCAGAAGGGAGACCGAAACCGGAAAACCAGCGGAAAGACGCCGCAGAAGGGAGACCGAAACCUGAAGAUCAGCUGAAAGACGCUGCAGAAGGAAGACCGAUACCUGAAGAUCAGCGGAAAGACGCCGCAGAAGGGAGACCGAUACCUGAAGAUCAGCAGAAAGACGCCGCAGAAGGGAGACCGAUACCUGAAGAUCAGCAGAAAGACGCUGCAGAAGGGAGACCGAUACCAGAAGAUCAGCAGAAAGAUGCUGCAGAAGGGAGACCGAUACCUGAAGAUCAGCAGAAAGACGCUGCAGAAGGGAGACCGAUACCAGAAGAUCAGCAGAAAGAUGCUGCAGAAGGGAGACCGAUACCUGAAGAUCAGCAGAAAGACGCUGCAGAAGGGAGACCGAUACCAGAAGAUCAGCAGAAAGAUGCUGCAGAAGGGAGACCGAUACCUGAAGAUCAGCAGAAAGACGCUGCAGAAGGGAGACCGAUACCUGAAGAUCAGCAGAAAGAUGCUGCAGAAGGGAGACCGAUACCUGAAGAUCAGCAGAAAGAUGCUUCAGAAGGGAGACCGAUACCUGAAGAUCAGCAGAAAGAUGCUGCAGAAGGGAGACCGAAACCGGAAAACCAGCGGAAAGACGCCGCAGAAGGGAGACCGGAAACUGAAGAUCAGCGGAAAGAUGCUGCAGAGGAGAGACCGAAACCUGAUCAGCUGAAGGACAGCGAGGCAAUUUGAUAUACCGACCAUAGCAUGCCCCAAAUAUAUACCGAUGUGGACUUCAUGCACACAUGUACUUCCAUAUGUUCUUCUUUUUCACAUUAGGGUGGCGAUACAUUUUUGAGUAAAUAUCUAAAAGAGAAGUUAUCCGUGAAACUACGCUCCCAAUGACAUUUGCUAUCAGAAAACACACAUACAUUGUUUGUCAAUAUGAAAGCUAAAAGUCAAAUUACCCUCUGUUGUAAAUGACGUUUUCGAAUUUCGUAAAAUAUUCCUGAAAUUAAGAAAUACACAGUUGUACGUGUACGUGAACAUGAUAAAUGACUUCAGCGACGUUUAAUGAUGCUUUCGAAUUGUUAAAGCAAAUCAACAUUAUAAAUACAUGAAAUAAUUAUUACUUUGUAUUUCUUUAGACGUCUUGAAAUAUGA
This is a messenger RNA of Haliotis rufescens (red abalone), 1954 nucleotides long. Its product is annotated as cell surface glycoprotein 1-like. Lineage: Eukaryota; Metazoa; Mollusca; Gastropoda; Lepetellida; Haliotidae. The record is from RefSeq and is a predicted model, not a curated record. The transcript has 3 exons. Bases 35 to 1543 code for a protein of 502 amino acids.